AUGACCUCUGCUUGGACCAAGACAGGCAAGAUCCCCGUCCACUGUAACGUGACCGGUGAGAUGAAAGAUCCUCGUGUUCAACUCAAAACCAGGACAGGCAAGAUCCCCGUCCACUGUAACGUGACCGGUGAGAUGAAAGAUCCCCGUGUUCAACUCAAAACUCACCUCUGCUUCCUGGAUGGAUUGAAAGACUCACCUCUGCUUCCUGGAUGGACCUAUAAAAGCCCUUUCCUCUCCUUGUCCACUAAUUCAUUCUUCUCCAUCCAUCUGUGCUGGUAUCUUCUUCUGGGAUUCCCCCAAAGCCAAAGAAAAUGUCUUACCAGCAGUCUCAGCAAUUCAAGCAGUCUUCAGCCUGCUCAUCCUCCUCCUACACCAAACCCUGUCAGCCUUCGGGAUGCUCCAAACCAGGCCCAGCGCCAGGAUGCUCUAACCCAUGCCCGUCUUCGGGAUGCUCCAAGCCAGGCCCUGCACCUGGAUGGUCCCACCCAGGCCCUGCACCAGGAUGGUCCAACCCAUGCCAAUCUUCGGGAUGCUCCAAGCCAGGCCCAGCAUCAGGAUGCGCCAAUCCAUGCCCACCUCCAGCACAUCAAGGAUCAGCUGGUAGUCCGUGCCAAGGAUCAUGGGGAAAUCCAUCCCAAUGCUCAUCCAACCAAGGCAGCAGACAUCAUCAGCACCACUACUAUCAUGGCACCCAACAACACAAGUCGUGCUAGCUUCCUUGGAAGAGUUGGCCACCAAGAGAUGAAAGCAUACCCAUGAAGGCUCACGAGGUCAAUCUCCCAACUUCAUGUUCUCUUGGUGUUGUCUCCUAGGUGUUCGCCUCAUGUUUAUAUUUUGCACUAUGUUAUUUUAAUACUUUCAGGCCGGGGUUGCAAAAUUACCGUAUUUUUCGGACCAUAAGAUGCACCUGACCAUAAGACGCACCUAGUUUUUAGAGGA
Molecule: messenger RNA, 939 nt
Organism: Gekko japonicus
Lineage: Eukaryota; Metazoa; Chordata; Lepidosauria; Squamata; Gekkonidae
Exons: 4
Coding region: 1-759 (252 amino acids)
Source: RefSeq, a predicted model, not a curated record